AUGGACAUCGACGCGGUUGACCCACCGCUUCUCCACUUCUACUCCUACAACCUUCUCCUCCUCCUCCUCGUCUCCGUCGUCCUUUUCCUCCGACAUCACCGGCGAAGGCGAAGCCUCCAGGUUGCCGCGAACGGAGCGACCGGGCCCGGCAACCACCGCCCGCAAUCGAACCCCGUUCUUGGCAACCUCGUCGCUUUCCUGCGCAACGGCCACCGCUUCCUCGACUGGACAGCCGACCUCCUCGCCGCCGCCCCGGCCUCCACCAUGCAGGUGCUCGGCCCACUCGGCGGCCUCGGCUACUGCGGCGUCGACACGGCCAACCCGGAGGUCAUCGACCACAUCGUGCGCGCCAACUUCCCCAGCUACGUCAAGGGCGCGCGCAUCCGGGCGGCGUUCGCGGACCUCCUCGGCGACGGCCUCUUCCUCGCCAACGGCCGCCUCUGGACCCUCCAGCGCAAGCUCGCCUCCUACUCCUUCUCCUCCCGUCUGCUCCGCCGAUUCUCUAGUCGCGUCCUCAGGGACCACAUCCACCGCCGCCUUGUCCCGUUUCUCGCUGCCGCUGCCGACUCCGGCGAGGCUGUUGACCUGCAGGACGUGCUCAGACGCUUCACGUUCGAUAACAUCUGCAGCGUCGCGUUCGGCGUGGACGACGAUAGGUCGUCGGCGCUGCUGGAUGAUCACCGGCACGGGGCCUUCUUCGCCGCGUUCGAUGAUGCCGUCGAUAUCUCCUUCGGCCGUAUAUUACACCCCACGACCCUCGGGUGGAGGGUCAUGAAGCUGCUCGAUGUCGGCAGCGAGCGGCGGCUCCGCCUGGCAAUCGCCGUCGUGGACGAGUACGUGACGGCGAUACUGCAGUCGAAGCAGCAGCGUCAGAGUGGAAAUAGUGAGGACGAACCGGACUUGCUAUCGCGCUUCAAGGCAGCGAUGGAGGAAGACGAAGCCAGUGAGCUCGGCCGAAUCUUUGCCUCGCCGGAAGCGAAGCGCCGGUUCCUGCGGGACACCGUCGUGACCUUCGUCCUCGCCGGGAAGGACACCACGUCCUCCGCUCUCACGUGGUUCUUCUGGUUCCUUGCCGCCAACCCGCGUUGCGAGCGCCGCGUCUACGAGGAGGUCACGUCGCUGGCGCUGGCGCCGUCAAGAGAAGCCGACGCCGACGUGGGCCGCCUCGCCGAUGGCGACGUCGAGAGCGAAGACGGGUACGACGAGCUAAAAGGAAUGCACUACCUGCACGCGGCGAUCACGGAGACUAUGCGGCUGUACCCCCCGGUGCCCAUGGUCUCCCGCGUGGCCGUCCACGAUGACGUGCUGCCGGAUGGCACGGUCGUGCGCGCCGGGUGGUUCGCCGACUACUCAGCGUACGCGAUGGGCAGGUCGGCGAGGGUGUGGGGCGACGACUGCCGCGUGUUCCGCCCGGAACGGUGGCUCGACGGACGCGGCCGGUUCGUGUCGGCGGAGGCGGCACGGUACCCGGUGUUCAACGCGGGGCCGCGCGCGUGUCUCGGAAAGGAGAUGUCGUACCUGCAGAUGAAAGUCGUCGCGGCAGCCGUGGUUAGGAGGUUCACCGUUGAAGUACUGGUGCCUGCCGGGAGCAUGGACAUGGCACCGGAGCACGAGAUGGCGGUGACACUGAAGAUGAAGGGCGGGCUCCGCGUGCGUUUCAAGAACCGAGCGCGUGCAGCAUGA
Messenger RNA from Aegilops tauschii subsp. strangulata, 1683 nucleotides. Its product is annotated as cytochrome P450 CYP94D108-like. Gene Ontology annotation, molecular function: iron ion binding; oxidoreductase activity, acting on paired donors, with incorporation or reduction of molecular oxygen; monooxygenase activity. NCBI's taxonomy places the organism in Eukaryota, Viridiplantae, Streptophyta, Magnoliopsida, Poales, Poaceae. The record is from RefSeq and is a predicted model, not a curated record.